GGUUCAACGAGAAAUAUCGGUCAUUAUAGAGUGUUGACUAAUAAUUAUUCUACUGAACCUCGAUCUUUCCAUGGGUUUGCCGAUGAAUCUAAUUUGAAAUCUUUAGAAUCUACCAUUAGUUCAGAUGAAUCUUUACCAUCUAAAA
Messenger RNA from Racocetra fulgida, 145 nucleotides. Lineage: Eukaryota; Fungi; Glomeromycota; Glomeromycetes; Diversisporales; Gigasporaceae. The record is from the annotation of a GenBank genome assembly.